This is a messenger RNA of Balearica regulorum gibbericeps (East African grey crowned-crane), 1255 nucleotides long. NCBI's taxonomy places the organism in Eukaryota, Metazoa, Chordata, Aves, Gruiformes, Gruidae. The record is from RefSeq and is a predicted model, not a curated record.
GUUGAAGUUGAAGUUUACCGGAGAGAUUCUAAGAAGCUUCCUGGCCUGGGAGACCCCGACAUUGACUGGGAAGAGAGUGUCUACUUGAACCUCAUCUUACAGAAGCUGGAUUAUGUGGUGACAUGUGCUGUGUGCACACGCUCUGAUGGAGGAGAUAUUCACAUUCACAAGAAGAAAUCUCAGCAAGUGUUUGCAUCUCCUAGCAAGCAUCCAAUGGACAGUAAAGGAGAGGAGUCAAAGAUCAGCUACCCCAACAUAUUCUUCAUGAUUGACAGUUUUGAAGAGGUUUUCAGUGACAUGACUGUGGGAGAAGGAGAAAUGGUCUGUGUGGAGCUGGUGGCCAGUGACAAAAGCAACACCUUCCAAGGGGUGAUUUUUCAGGGGUCCAUCCGCUAUGAAGCACUCAAGAAGGUCUAUGACAACAGGGUGAGUGUUGCAGCUAAGAUGGCUCAAAGAAUGUCUUUUGGCUUUUAUAAAUAUAACAACAUGGAGUUUGUCCGAAUGAAAGGGCCACAAGGGAAAGGACACGCGGAGAUGGCAGUGAGUAGAGUUUCUACUGGUGACACUUCACCCUAUGGGACAGAGGAAGAUUCAAAUCCAGAAUCCCCAGUGCAUGAGAGAGUCACUUCUUUCAGCACACCGCCAACCCCAGAACGCAACAAUCGCCCAUCCUUUUUCUCCCCGUCCCUCAAGAGAAAAGUGCCCCGAAAUCGAAUUGCUGAGAUGAAAAAAUCCCACUCAGCAAAUGACAGCGAGGAGUUCUUCAGAGAUGAUGAUGGUGGAGAUCUGCACAACGCAACAAAUCUGAGGUCGCGGUCCUUAUCUGGAACAGGACGGUCUCUGGUGGGCUCCUGGCUGAAGCUGAACAGAACAGAUGAAAACUUUCUACUCUAUGCACACUUAACUUACAUCACUUUGCCAUUGCAUCGAAUUUUAACAGAUAUCCUGGAAGUGCGGCAGAAACCAAUUCUGAUGACAUAGCAGAGAGCGGGCACUGCCUUGGAGCCUUGUUGCCAAGUGCCUAACCACAGCGGUUUUCUGUGCUAACACUACCAUCUAGUGUCAGGAACAUAAACCUCCGCAGGAAAAAGGGAAGUCCAAGAAUACCAGCCGAUCAAAGUGCCUCUUUCUUCCUUCCUCUGCUGUCAUACACCGUAUGCACACGUGCAGUACAUCGCUUGAGUGUUUCUGACUGGAAGAGGACUUUCAGCAAGACAAAACAAGAAGGGGCCGCGUUUGAAACAAGUCAGCGCUU